UUCUCUCUUAGCCAAUAUAUAUAUAUAUAUAGAUUAUCAGAUGAAGCGACCAAUCCUGCUUUACCUCAGUCUAAUGUGGAUACUGCAAUCACAAGCUCAAGAUCACGACUGGAAAAUAGACAUAAGUAGGACCUUCAAUGCAACAAAGGGAUCAAAUAUAACCAUAAUGUGCCGGUUUUCCUUUCCUUCUACGCAAAACGCAAACAAUUUUGGAGUUUACUGGAAAACAGAGGGGAAAAGUGAAUGCAGCAAAAAUGACAAUGACAAAAAGGCAUUCGCUUUUCACCCUAAUUUGACUUGUGUAGAUUCCAACUUCAGACAUAGGACAAAACUCAUUGGAAACAAAAGCAAAGGAAACUGCUCUCUGCAGAUCUUCAAUAUUCAGGAAGGAGAACCAAAAAUCUACCUGCGGGUUACUGGAUUGAACGACAACUACAGUUUCGUAAAGGAUCCUGUCAUCAUUUAUGUGGACGGUCAGAAUUUAACUUCCUUAAAUCACACAGAUCCCCCAUUUAACACUGCAACAGCAAACUCCAUGUCGGGAGAAAAAAUCAAACUGUAUCUGACCACCUUUGUGCCAGUUCUUGGAGUUCUGGUCAUUGUCGCUGCUGGUACAGUUGCUUACAAAAUACGCAAGAGCUCAUACAGGUUCGAACGGGAGGAAUCUGAAUAUUAUGUAAACUUCAGGCGGACAUCGUCAAACACACCCAUAAGUAAACCAUCUUGUGAAACAUCAAACAAAAAGCUUCCAGAUCCAAAAGCUAUUGAUGAAAAUAUUUACAUGAAUCUCAAGACAUUACAAAAUCAGACGGACCAACAGGUGGAACGCGUAGACAAUAUUUAUGGAAAUGUGGACCACACAACUUAAUAAAAAAGCAUUGUCUCACAGCUAAUACUAAAAGUGUAUCCUAAAGUAUUGUCUGUAUUUUGCAUUGUUUGUUUUUCGUCUUCAAAUGAGUGUGCGCAUUGAGUUGGAUUCAAAGUAUGUCAGUAGAAUUAAGAAGGGGAGCACUGCACUGGUUUGCAACAAAUGAAUGUAAACCCCAAAAUGUUGUGAAAGGGAACCUUUUCCUGCAGUGUGAGUUUUACAGGUUGGUUAACAGAUGAAGCUAUUAACCACCCGUUAAGAAUGCUUCAAUAACACACAGUUCAGAAAGUCAAAAAUCUAAUUAGAUUACUUUAUUGUAAUGGACUGAAUGUUUUCAUUAAGGGUAUUUUAGGUGUCAAAAACUGAGGUCCCCCACCUGCUGCGUCUCUGACAUUAACCAAAACAAACAGGGACUUUUAUAAUGCUUGCAUCUAGAUUGCAACGAUAAAAUCUCAUUUUACAGUCUAGUUUGUGUGUUUGUAUGCAUUGAGUCUUACCAUUUGUUAGGUAUUAAUUAGUCAACUCAGAGACAAGAACAAUACUGAGUCAGAUUUACUUGCAGCAAGGGUAGCUCACA
This is a messenger RNA of Girardinichthys multiradiatus, 1445 nucleotides long. RefSeq lists its product as uncharacterized. The transcript has 7 exons. Bases 41 to 868 code for a protein of 275 amino acids. NCBI's taxonomy places the organism in Eukaryota, Metazoa, Chordata, Actinopteri, Cyprinodontiformes, Goodeidae. The record is from RefSeq and is a predicted model, not a curated record.